CCCCAAUUCAUUCGUCACUCACUCACCCUGGACUGGAGAACUCUGAACUCUGAACUCUGAAGCAAAGGGAACACUAUCCCUUCUUCGCCGCCGCCGGUCCCAGGUCGUCAGCGCCGCCGCCGUCCCCAGGUCCUCAGCGCCGCCGCUUCUUCCUCUUCCCCGUGUCCAGAACUCAGUUGCUCGGCACGUCCUCUUCAUUUUCGCUGGCUUCUCGGCAGGAACCCAGAUUGCUGCACUAAAUCAAUUGAGAUAUAUUUGGAAUUUUGGAUUGGACUAACGCGAAGCAGAAGCCAUUUCACUUGAUGUUAGUUUGGUACUUGAUGUUAGUUUAGAAGAAGAAGCCAUUUUGGAGUGAAAUCAGUUUUACAUCUUAUUAGUGUGUUGCUUGUUGACCGUACUAGAUUAGUAGGAAAAUCUUCACCAAAAGCUAUAAUUAUACUUUAGGAUGUAUAUUUAUAAUUUAUUUAUUAUUUUAUUCUAAAAUGGUUUUUUCGGUUGAACCACAGUUGGACCGAUUAAACCAGUGAACCAGUGACUAGAACGGUUCGAUGACUGGUCCGGUUCUCAGAACCUUGAUAAAGAUAAAACAUAUUAAUUUUGAGUGCGAGGGUAUGGGAAUGUGAAGUGAGAAGGGAGAAGGGAGAAGGGAGAAGGCAAAAACCUUGGUAUCGUAGCAGAGCACAUAGUGUGGGAACCCCCAAAUGGUUGUUCUCAUACUUGUACCAAAAUCUGCACUCUACAUGUUUGAAUCUUUGCUCAUUGAUGAUGUUAUCGAUUGCUUCAAAUAUAACAACUUCGAGGUUCCUUUGUUAUUCUCUACAGCAGCUACAGCAGCAACAACUUGUUCUCUCUGUGUCUUGUUUUCACUCCGCCCUCACCUUCCACCUUCCACUCUCCUCCUCUUACCCUUUGUUUUUUUCAACAGCGGCAUCUCCUGACAAAGAGAUAGCAGCGGAGAAAGUCUUGAAGGAAUUUCAUGCCACAAUUGAAAAUGCGGCAGCAUCAAGUGUCAAAGGUUAUGCUGCAUAUAUUGAUAAGAUGUGCAAGAUUGGAAAUCUUUCUGCUGUGAGUCAAAUGCUACAAGCUUUACAAGACAGGAACAUUUCUGUUCCCCCUAAUGUGUAUAUUGUCUUCUUAGCAGAGGCAAGUCAGAAGAGUGACAUAGACCUUUCGUGUCAAGCCUUCAAGAAAUUAUUGCUGUCCUCUAAAUCCCCAAGUGCAGCUUCAUGUCUUAGUUUUGCCCAGGCUUUCACAAAAGCCAAUGGUUGUAUCGAGCUACUCAGAUUCAUUGAAGAAGUAUCAGAAAUAACUUGUUCGAGUACAUCAUUUGUAAACAAGAUCAUUUUCGCCCUUGCCAAAAGUGGACAGAAGGAUAAGGCCUUGGUGAUAUUUGAUUAUCUUAAGAGUCGUAACUAUAGUCUUGACUUGGUCACAUAUAAUAUUGUUCUAGAUAUAUUGGGCCGUACAGGUCGUGUGGAUGAAAUGCUUGAUGUGUUUGCAACCAUGAAGGAAGCUGGUUUUGUCCCGGAUAUUGUUUCUUAUAAUACUGUAUUGAAUGGAUUGCGGAAGGCUGGAAGAACAGACAUGUGUAUUGUGUAUUUUAAGGAAAUGAGUGAGAAUGGCAUCGAACCGGAUUUGCUUACAUAUACUGCAUUAAUUGAGAGUUUCGGCAGAUCAGGAAAUGCUGAGGAAUCUUUGAAAUGCUUCAGGGAGAUGAAACUGAAGGGGAUCCUCCCUUCAAUAUACAUCUAUCGAUCGCUAAUCAAUAAUUUAAACAAAUCAGGAAAGGUUGAGUUGGCAAAAGAGCUUCUAGAGGAGAUGAAUUCGUCUUCUACUCGUCUAGCUGGUCCCGAAGAUUUCAAGCAUAAAAGAAGACGAAGAAACAAGCUGACUGAGGGUCCCGAAGUGCGUUAGUUAUGUUGGUAUGCUGUUCUCUGUCAUUUCUUAGUUGUAAUAGCAUUGCCGUAGGAAGCUGACCCUCAUGCAUGUCUUUGAGAUUGAAUUGUUAGAUAUGUGCAAAGGAAAAGUGUAGUAUUGAAUAUUGAUUAAUUCAUUUUGUUCUUUACUUAUUGGAAUGAUCAGCUAAUUUGUUGAGGCACAUAAUGAAUUUGCUUCUUCCAAC
This is a messenger RNA of Arachis stenosperma, 2122 nucleotides long. RefSeq names its product pentatricopeptide repeat-containing protein At1g11900-like. Lineage: Eukaryota; Viridiplantae; Streptophyta; Magnoliopsida; Fabales; Fabaceae. The record is from RefSeq and is a predicted model, not a curated record. The coding region runs from base 763 to 1914 and encodes 383 amino acids. The transcript is spliced from 3 exons. Gene Ontology annotation, molecular function: protein binding.